AUGGAGGCAGAAGCACUGGAGAAUGUGGCAGCGCAUACACAGGAGGCCAUGGAGACCAUUUUCUCCUUUGUACCCGCCCUUGUUCUGAAAUCGGCCCUCCUCCUGCAAAUCCCAGACAUAAUCGCAAGCGAAGGCCCGUGCGCCUCUCUUUCCCUCCACCAAAUCGCCGCCCGACUUCCGACCCAGACACCCAAUCUGGACUACCUCUUUCGCAUCCUUAGAUAUCUUUCGGCCAGGGGCGUUUUCAUUCAAUCCCAGGCGGGUGACGACACGUCAGAGGUUCGAUUCUCCCUGAGUGAGUGCGCAAAGCUUAUGUACGUUAGGGAGAACAGUCAUGCGAGCCUGGUUCCGUUGGUUGUGAUGCAGACCCACGAGGUGAUGAUGGCCCCGUGGCACCGUCUCCAUGAAUGCGUGCUCCAAGGCGGCCAUGCGUUCGAGAAGGCUCACGGUAUGGACAUUUUUGCUUAUGGGAAGGAUCAUCCGGAGGUUAAUUCUAUCAUCAAUGACUGCAUGGCGUCUUUUACCAUGACGUCCAUGAAACAGAUUGUGAGUUGUUACAGGGGAUUUGAGGAAUUGGGUACAGUUGUGGAUGUUUGCGGCGGGCAUGGAGCGGCUUUGGGGGUGAUUGUGAAGGCAUAUCCGCAUAUCCGGGGAAUCAACUUUGAUCUUCCCCAUGUCGUUCAGACUGUACCGUCUAUUCCAGGUAUUGAGAAUGUGGGUGGCAAUAUGUUUGAGAGCCUACCAUAUGGAGAUGGCAUAUUUUUGAAGGAUGAUGAGAGUUGUGUGAAGAUACUUGACAAUUGUUAUAAGGCUUUGGGUGAAAAAGGAAAACUUAUAUUAUUAGAAGUUGUGGUAACUAAUUUGAAGAAGCCAACUGAAUCUCUUGAAAUACUUAGUGAUUUGACUAUGAUGGCCCAAGGAAAUGGAGGACGAGAAAGGAGUGAGAAAGAGUGGAAUAAGCUACUUUCAAAGUCAUCCUUUUAUAUUAUCAAAAUCACAGGACAUUCUAGAUUGCAUUUAAAAUUUGUAGAAGUUGCAAAGCUAAAAAUAAUGUAA
Molecule: messenger RNA, 1056 nt
Organism: Cryptomeria japonica (Japanese cedar)
Lineage: Eukaryota; Viridiplantae; Streptophyta; Pinopsida; Cupressales; Cupressaceae
Product: desmethylxanthohumol 6'-O-methyltransferase-like
Exons: 3
Coding region: 1-1056 (351 amino acids)
Biological process (GO): methylation
Molecular function (GO): protein dimerization activity; S-adenosylmethionine-dependent methyltransferase activity; O-methyltransferase activity
Source: RefSeq, a predicted model, not a curated record